AUGGGGCAGAGUGUUAGACAAACGACAGCAUGUUGUUGUAUAACAAUGCGAGUUGUAUUUUGCAGUAGUCCACGUAUAUAGUUUUUUUUUUUUUUUUUUUUGCGUUUUUAUUGCAUUGUAAUCCCCCGUACUUAUCUAUAUUCGUAGGAGGUCAUGUCUGUUAGCCGGUUAUCGUGAGCGAGGGCGACACUGAUUCACUGAAGACGUCUGACGUGACAGUUACCGGUGACGACAAAAAAACAACAAAAAAGACGAAAAACUGAAAUAAGACAUGACGUUACUCGCCAACUCCGGAUCUUCCGCUGGCAGCGCUGCCCUGUAGCUACACCGAGCUCUGAGCCGUGGUCGACCAGGUUCUCAGAGUAAUAUAAAGAUGCCAGCAGAUGGUAGUGAGGACCAAGGACUCCCAGCGCUGUCCAGCCUUGUCAGCUCUGCCUGCUUUUCUGGGACAGAGGUGGGGACAGAGCGUGGAUCUGAGUGUGAAGGCACCAACAGGGAUGAGUCUGCCAUCUUGGAACCGGGAUCCUUGGUGGAGCUUCCUCGGAGGCCCCAGUCCUUGGUUCAUAUUGAUCGUCAAAAGAUCCAGACAGUGUCGCGCGUGGCCCAGGCUACUGAGCUCCAGGACCUUGGCGUUGAUGUAUAUGAUCAGGAUGUGCUGGAGCGGGGCGUGCUUCAGCAGGUGGACCAUGCCAUACAGCAGGCCAGCCAGGCUGCAGCUAAGACUGAGGCCAAGAAGGAGUAUGAGUCUGUGCUGGAUGACCUUCGUUCCUGCACAGGUGCAUUAAAGCACAUUGAUAAAAUUAUAGAUCAACUUGCUCCAUAUGCUGCUACCAGCAAAGACAUCAACAGGAAAAUUGAAUCUGUCAAAAGGCAGAAAGAGAACAAGGAAAAGCAGUUAAAAAAGAUAAGAGCCAAACAGAAACGACUACAAGCCAUUCUUGGAGGAGAUGUUCAGAAGAUCGAAGCUGAAUUGCUGGAGGAUUAUGAUGAAGAGCCUGGCCCAUCCACCCUGGGCAGCAUGCUCAUGCCGGCACAGGAUACUGAGUGGGAGGAGUUAAUCCGUACAGGUCAGAUGACGCCCUUCGGCACCCGCAUCCCCCAACAGCCAAAGCACAAGGAACCCCGUAAGAUUAUGCUCAGUGAGAAUUCAGGCUUUGAUAAGUACCUGGCUGACCAAGCCAUGAUGGCCAUCAGCAGGAAGAAACGGGUGGCCAGGAGAAAGUCCAGGGCUCACGCCAACAGUGUUUCUGUGGGUAAAAGCAAACCAAAGGAGAACAACGAUUUCACCAGUAAGGACAGGAAGCUCCAGAAACGUAUGCGAAAGCUGCAGAGGAAUGCGCUCAGAGUUUGCCCCAAAGCUAAACCCGUCAAGGAACUGAUCGCUUCCAAGAAGAAGGUGCGGGGAGACUCUGACAGCGAAGGCUCAGAGUACAUCCCCAGUGAUGAGCUCAUGGACCCUGAUCAGCCAGAUCAAGAUGAUGACUUCUGGGUGGAUGAAGGUGAAGAAUAUGAACUGAAGCCUUACAGCAAGAAGGCGGAACGGAAAUCCAGAAGGACGAAGAAGGCUACUGGAAGUGAGGAGGACUACCCUAGCAGCUCAGAGGAAGAGGACAGCGGGAAGAAAGGUGCCGUGAAGAAAUGUAAAGAUGACGGGGACAUAGAGUGUUACAAACAGAGAAUAAGGAGGUGGAAGCGGCAGAGGCUACUGGAAAAGGUGCAGAAGCAAGAAGCACGAGAGGACGACUCAGAAGAGAGCGACGCAGAGUUCGAUGAAGGUUUCAAAAUGCCUGGUUUCCUCUGGAAAAAGCUCUUCAAGUACCAGCAAACGGGCGUCAGGUGGCUAUGGGAGCUGCAUUGCCAGCAAGCAGGAGGAAUUCUGGGAGAUGAGAUGGGCCUGGGCAAGACAAUCCAGUUCAUCGCCUUCCUGGCAGGGCUGAGCUACAGCAAGCUGAGGACGCGAGGCUCAAAUUACAGGUACGAAGGCCUGGGCCCCACAGUCAUCGUGUGCCCAGCCACAGUCAUGCACCAGUGGGUCAAGGAGUUCCACACCUGGUGGCCGCCUUUUCGUGUGGCUGUGCUCCAUGAAACGGGCUCCUUUACCAGCAGGAAGGAGAAACUGAUUCCGGAGAUUGUGGAGAGUCAUGGUAUCCUCAUCACCUCCUACUCGUAUGUGCGUAUCAUGCAGGACUACAUCCAGAAGUACGACUGGCAUUACAUUAUUUUGGAUGAGGGACACAAGAUUCGCAACCCUCAUGCUGGAGUUACAGUGGCCUGUAAAAUGUUCCGCACGCCCCAUCGCAUCAUCCUCUCCGGCUCCCCGAUGCAGAACAACCUGAAAGAGCUCUGGUCUCUGUUUGACUUUGUCUUCCCUGGCAAGUUGGGCACGCUGCCCACCUUCAUGGAACAGUUCUCUGUGCCCAUCACGAUGGGAGGCUACGCCAAUGCGUCACCUGUUCAGGUCCAGACAGCCUACAAGUGUGCUUGUGUUUUACGAGACACCAUUAACCCCUACCUGCUUCGGAGGAUGAAAGCUGAUGUGAAAACCAACCUUUCUCUACCAGACAAGAAUGAGCAGGUUCUGUUUUGCCGAUUGACUGAGGAGCAGCGAAAAAUCUAUCAGAACUUUAUCGACUCCAAAGAAGUAUAUCAGAUCCUGAAUAGGGAAAUGCAGGUGUUCUCUGGGCUGAUUGCGUUGAGGAAGAUUUGCAACCACCCAGAUCUGUUCUCUGGAGGGCCCCGGAUCUUGCGGGGUGUUCCUGAAGACCAGUUGACUAAAGAGGAGCACUUUGGUUACUGGCGUCGUUCCGGCAAGCUGAUCGUGGUGGAGUCACUUCUCCGACUGUGGUACAAGCAGGGCCACAGAGUGCUACUCUUCACCCAGUCAAGACAGAUGCUGGAAAUCCUGGAGGUAUUUGUGAGGGAAAAUGGAUACACAUAUCUGAAAAUGGACGGCACCACCACCAUAGCCUCCAGACAACCGCUUAUUGCACAGUACAAUGAGGACGAGUCAAUCUUCCUCUUCCUGCUGACUACUAGAGUUGGUGGUCUUGGUGUUAAUUUGACUGGCGCAAACCGCGUCAUUAUCUAUGACCCAGACUGGAACCCCAGCACAGACACUCAGGCUCGUGAGCGUGCAUGGAGAAUUGGCCAGAAACAGCAGGUGACCGUGUACAGGCUGCUCACUGCUGGGACAAUUGAAGAGAAGAUUUACCACAGACAAAUCUUCAAGCAGUUCCUCACAAAUCGAGUACUUAAAGACCCCAAACAACGUCGAUUUUUCAAGUCCAAUGACAUUUACGAGCUCUUCACGCUGAGCAAUCCUGACAGCUCCCAGGGAACUGAAACCAGUGCAAUAUUUGCAGGUACUGGUUCUGAUGUGCAAGUGCCCAAGAAGCCAAAAAAAGUGAAAUUGCCAAGUUCUCCUGAAAAAAGACACAGCCAGCUGAAUGGAAUCACAAAACUAAAAGACCUUUCCCAAGAUCCACUACAAAGAAACUCUCUCCAUUUAAAUUUGACAUCCUCAUCACUAACUGAUAAAAUAAACAGUCCACAGUCCACAAAUGGGUUCACUGGACCUAAUGACACCGAUGGCUGUAACCAAGAUGACGGGAGUCCCACAAACGGGGCUUCUAAAUGCACAUUAUACUGCGAGGUGAAGGCAAGGCCAGCUGAUGGAAUAGGGCACAGUCCUCAGAAACAGAAAGAAAAGACUAAACAUUGUGAUCCAGAAGAUACUUCAGUGCCAUUGAAACACAAGCACCAUAGGGAUGCCCGAUUUGAAGGGCAUCGCAUCUCGCACCUGGUAAAGAAGAGGAGAUACAAGAGGGUUGGUGGUGAUGAGAAAGACAAAGAAGACCAGAAUAAAAGUGAAGACUAUGUCCUUGCCAAACUGUUUAAGAAGUCAGGUAUUCAUAGUGUGAUGAAGCAUGAUUCCAUCAUGGAGGCAUCCAACCCAGACUAUGUGCUUGUUGAGGCAGAGGCUGACCGCGUAGCUAAAGAUGCCCUGCGGGUCCUGAAGUUGUCUCGCCAGCACUGCAGGAUCCCCUUCUCACGAGUGCCCACUGAAAACGACUGUGGGACACCACUGGGAACCCCUGGAACUUUCAAGAGAAGGUUUGGUCAAAAGAAGAACCCAGUGUUAGCAGAGACUAGCACUUCUGCUGCACAUGGAUCGGACAAAUGCAAGGAUGCUGCUAUAAUAAAGAAGUCUGCUCUUAAAAAACCAACAUCCUCCAACCACUUCAGUGGAGAAGGGUUGGAUGAAGACUCUGGUUCUGCUGCCCUCUCCUCUUCUGUUCUGUUAGCCAAGAUGAAGGCCAGGAACCACCUGAGCUUAUCCCAGAGCCUGGAGGAGGAAGACCAAGAUGAAGGCAGCAGCCUGCAAUCGACAGGGGGCACAGAUUUCCCCCGUGCCUCUACAGAACACGAUGAGCUACUGGUGGACCUUCGGAACUUUGUGGCCUUCCAGGCCCAGGUGAAUGGGCAGGCUAGCACUGAGGAGAUCCUACAACACUUUGGCCCCAGGCUAUCUGCCUCUCAGACAGCAGUCUUCAGAGAGCUUAUCAGGAACCUGUGUGACUUCCACCGUACCCCAGGCCAAGAGGGGAUGUGGAGGCUCAAAGCUGACUUCCACUAAAUGGAGGCAAUACAUGCCAUUGUGUACAUUUGGUGCUUUUUAAGUUCAGGGGCAUCAGGGGUUAUACUGUAUAUGUCCUGGGAUCUACUUGAAGUCAGUCAUUACAGUUGUUCAUAUAGCUCUUCAUCCCUUCAGCGGGAUAGCAUGUUUACCAUCUCCAAAAUGAUUUUGCAAAUUAUAUAUACUCCUAAUUGUACUGUAAAAUAAGGAAUUAUUAGUUUAACUGCUGGUUAUGAAUGUAACCAGAAUUAUUCCAUAGGCUAAAAAUGUCACUAUUUUAAAAUUAGUGGAUGUGCUAGUCUGUGAAAAAAAUAUUUUAUAGCUGGCAUUUGUCUAGAGUGUAAAGAUCUAGAAAAAUGUGCAACUGCAAUCCUGAGGCAUUCUGAAAGCUGAAAAUGGGAACUGAUGAUUCUACCUCUUAAUCUACCUCCAUUACAUGGGAUCUAAAGUGUAACUGUGACUAUAAUGUAUGAACCUGUUCGCCAAUCCUAUGAACAAAUUGCAGCUUACAGAAGUACUAAAAUAAACUUCAAAUUUCUUGGUUAAAUACACAGUCAAUGGACUGUA
Scleropages formosus (Asian bonytongue) is the source of this 5203-nucleotide messenger RNA. It is a transcript of the gene ercc6, whose product is annotated as excision repair cross-complementation group 6. The record is from RefSeq and is a predicted model, not a curated record. Gene Ontology annotation, molecular function: ATP-dependent activity, acting on DNA; ATP binding. Bases 374 to 4636 code for a protein of 1420 amino acids. Gene Ontology annotation, cellular component: nucleus. Lineage: Eukaryota; Metazoa; Chordata; Actinopteri; Osteoglossiformes; Osteoglossidae. The transcript is spliced from 21 exons. Gene Ontology annotation, biological process: transcription-coupled nucleotide-excision repair.